This is a messenger RNA of Annulohypoxylon maeteangense, 1184 nucleotides long. RefSeq names its product ankyrin repeat-containing protein. NCBI's taxonomy places the organism in Eukaryota, Fungi, Ascomycota, Sordariomycetes, Xylariales, Hypoxylaceae. The coding region runs from base 257 to 910 and encodes 217 amino acids. Gene Ontology annotation, molecular function: protein binding. The record is from RefSeq and is a predicted model, not a curated record. The transcript has a single exon.
ACAGCCAAUAGUGGACCGUUCCUGAUCGAUUUUGGGGUGCUACAGAGCAAACUAGAGGGGCAAUGCACUAGAACUGGAAGGCGGUCAGCAAUAAAUUUAGGGUACUGCCGCGGGGCAGUUACCUAGCGAGGGGCAGUGGACGAUGCGUCAUACCGAACUAGAACAGUUGAACUCCACCAAUCUCCAUUUGCGUAUCUAAAAUUUGAUUUCUAUACCAUCGAUUCUUUGUUCCUUUUACAAUUUGUUACAAAUCCCCAUGGCUGCCAAUCCCUUCCUCCUAGCUGCUGAUAAUAGUCCGGCUUUAUUACCCCUCCUUCGAGAGAACCCAGCAUUAGCUUCGGAGCAAGAUAAUCACGGCUACUCUUUAGUCCAUGCAGCAGCAAGCUACAACCACCUCGAUCUUCUCCGUGCCCUAAUUCGCGAAUUCAACGUUGAUGUUAAUCUACGUGACGAGGAUGAAGAAACCGCGCUCUUCGUCGUCGAAACUGUCGAUGCUGCUCGAGUCUUAGUUGAAGAGCUAGGUGCUGAUAUCGCAAUCAUCGGUUCUGAUGGAUAUACGGCGCGCCAGAAGAUAGCCGGAGAGGAUGACUUUCCGGAGGUCGCUGAGUACCUACAGAGCAAGGAGGCCACUAGCGACAACACCCAAGUCCACAAUCUCACAAAUGGAAUCAACGGCCAUACGGAUGGUCCACCACCUCUACCCGAGGGAAUACACAUCACCAGCACCGUUGCACCCGCUGAGGAGGAACAUAUCGAAGUUGAUUCUGAACUGAGAAGGAGAAUAGAACAAUUAGCUGGGCGGGAUGACUUCAAUUCCGAAUCUGGACAGGCAGAGCUGAGACGUUUAAUCCAAGAUGCCGUCGCAGAUCAGAGCUGGGCCAGCCGCAACGUCCGGCCGAGGCAAGAUUAGUUUAAAUUGAUUCGCUAGGUUGAUGUGUUAGGUAUUGGAAUAUGGUUCUCAAUCGUGCUUCUUGAUAUCCCAUAGGAAGUACUCUCCUGACGAGUUAGGUGGUCUUAGAAUAGUACAAUCUGCACUAUCUCCAACGAUACCCUUUGGGAACGAUGUUACGCUCAUCGCAAACCAUGAUUUUGAUGGCAGAGCAAGGAUCACGUCCACCAAGGUUUGUUGACACCACUGUGGUGGUAUGAACCCUUGCCAACUGACUCGACAUAGCUUCUCGUUC